GGGGCGGGACGCGCAGGCGCGGGCCCGGCGCUCCCUGAGGCGGCGGCGGCGGCUCCGGCGGCUCCUUUGUUCCCCCCGCCGGCACCGGGCUCGGGAUCGCGUCGGGAUCGGGCCGGGAUGAGCUCCGGGAAGGGCUCCGGGAAGGGCUCCGGCUCCGCCUGGCGUUAGGAGCUCGUCCCUGCGAGGCGUCGAGGACUACCAUGCCCUUAGGUGCCCGUUCCCAGCUCCUGGUGUGAGAUGGCCACUCCAGAGCCCCCCCUGGGCGGGACCCCCCGGCCUGGCCCCUCCCCCGGGCCCGGCCCCUCCCCGGGGUCCAUGCUGGGCCCCUCCCCCGGCCCCUCCCCCGGCUCCGGCCACUCCGGCCACUCCGGCCACGCGCUGCCGGCCGCGGGCUACGCGCCGGACGCCAUCCACCCCCUGCACAAGCCCCUGGAUGCGAUGCACGAGAAGGGAAUGUCGGAGGAUCCGCGCUACGGGCAGAUGAAGGGAAUGGGAAUGCGCCCGGGGGGGCACGCGGGAAUGGGGCCCCCCCCCAGCCCCAUGGACCAGCAUUCCCAAGGUUACCCAUCCCCUCUGGGCGGCUCAGAGCACGCCUCCAGCCCGGUGCCGUCCAACGGCCCCUCCAGCAGCUCCGCCGGCGGCUCCGGCGCCGCCCUGGACGGCUCCGGCUCCGACUCGCCCGCGCUGGGCCGGGGCCCGUCCCCGUUCAACGCCGCCCAGCUGCACCAGCUCCGUGCCCAAAUCAUGGCCUACAAGCUGUUGGCACGAGGGCAACCCCUUCCAGAGCAUCUCCAGGUGGCCGUCCAGGGCAAGCGGCCGCUGCCGGGGAUGCAGCCGCAGAUUCCUGCUCUACCUCCGCCCGCCGGCGCCGCGCAGGGCCCCGGCGCCGCGCAGGGCCCGGGGCAAGCGCCCGGAGCGGGGCCGGCGCCGCCCGGGUAUUCCAGACCUCACGGAAUAGGAGGGCCCAACAUGCCCCCUCCUGGACCCUCAGGAGUUCCCCCCGGAAUGCCGGGACAGCCCCCCGGGGGCCCCCCCAAGCCCUGGCCUGAAGGUCCCCUUCAAUUCUGCACUUACUCCACCAGCUCAUUCCGAGUCAAAUACGUGCCCCCGGCGUCCCCCGGGCCCCCUCCGCCCUCGCCGGGGCAGCCGGCGCCGCCGGCGCUGCCGAUGCACCCCAAGCAGAACCGGAUCACGCCCAUCCAGAAACCCCGCGGGCUCGACCCCGUGGAGAUCCUGCAGGAGCGCGAGUACAGGCUCCAGGCCCGCAUCGCCCACCGUAUCCAAGAGCUGGAAAACCUCCCCGGCUCCUUGGCCGGAGACCUGAGGACCAAAGCCACCAUCGAGCUCAAGGCUCUGCGGCUGCUCAACUUCCAGCGCCAGCUGCGGCAGGAGGUGGUGGUGUGCAUGCGGCGCGACACGGCGCUGGAGACGGCGCUCAACGCCAAGGCCUACAAGCGCAGCAAGCGGCAGUCGCUGCGCGAGGCCCGCAUCACCGAGAAGCUGGAGAAGCAGCAGAAGAUCGAGCAGGAGAGGAAGCGCCGGCAGAAGCACCAGGAAUACCUCAACAGCAUCCUGCAGCACGCCAAGGACUUCAAGGAAUACCACCGGAGCGUGAGCGGAAAGAUCCAGAAGCUGACCAAGGCCGUGGCCACCUACCACGCCAACACCGAGCGCGAGCAGAAGAAGGAGAACGAGCGCAUCGAGAAGGAGCGGAUGCGGCGGCUCAUGGCCGAGGAUGAGGAGGGUUACCGCAAGCUCAUCGACCAGAAGAAGGACAAGCGCCUGGCCUACCUGCUGCAGCAGACCGACGAGUACGUGGCCAACCUGACCGAGCUGGUGCGGCAGCACAAGGCAGCCCAGGUGGCCAAGGAGAAGAAGAAGAAGAAGAAGAAGAAG
This is a messenger RNA of Onychostruthus taczanowskii (white-rumped snowfinch), 1896 nucleotides long. Its product is annotated as transcription activator BRG1-like. The transcript is spliced from 12 exons. The record is from RefSeq and is a predicted model, not a curated record. Gene Ontology annotation, biological process: positive regulation of transcription by RNA polymerase II. The annotation marks the transcript as partial. Gene Ontology annotation, cellular component: nucleus. Gene Ontology annotation, molecular function: ATP binding; DNA binding; ATP-dependent activity, acting on DNA. Lineage: Eukaryota; Metazoa; Chordata; Aves; Passeriformes; Passeridae.